This is a messenger RNA of Gordionus sp. m RMFG-2023, 1593 nucleotides long. Its product is annotated as small ribosomal subunit protein mS31-like. Gene Ontology annotation, cellular component: mitochondrial small ribosomal subunit. Gene Ontology annotation, molecular function: structural constituent of ribosome. The record is from RefSeq and is a predicted model, not a curated record. Lineage: Eukaryota; Metazoa; Nematomorpha; Gordioida; Chordodea; Parachordodidae. The transcript has 7 exons. Bases 43 to 1134 code for a protein of 363 amino acids.
UUUUAUUUUUACGAAACGUUAUUUUUUUGAGUUCGGUUGAGCAUGAAUUCAGUUUUAGCGAACUCCAAGAAUAAAAUAAACUUACAAAUUAUUUUUCGUUAUUUAUGUGAAUGUAACGGAUCUGCUGGGGAAAACGAUAAGCAUAAUAUCCACAAGAUAAAAGAUACUUUAAAAUCUAUGAAAGUUAUACCACCUCUCUCAAAUAUUAGUUUGACAAAACCAAUGCCAGCUAAUAAAAGAAUUAAACAAAAUGAAGAAUAUUUGAUAAGUUCUGAAUCUCUAAAUGCAACCACUGAUAUAUUGAAAUUAAUAAAAAAUCCUCAAGUUCAACAUCAAAUCAAGAGCGAAAUUUUACAAAAACUAAAUGAUGACUUAAAAAAAACUGAAAUCAGAAAAAAUGGGCAGCAAUUAACGACUUUGUUUACUGGGAUGAAGAUUGAUGAUACUAAGAGCAAAAAAUUAAAAACUCAACCUAUAGAAUCUGAAUCUAUAUCUAAAUCAGGCAUUAAAAAUACCUUGACUCAUAGUAAUCAUUCACAAUAUAUUGUUAACAAGAUGUUUGGUUCAUUGAAUGCAGGAUUAUCGGAAGAACCCUUAAUGCAAUAUAAAAAUAUUGGAGAACUCCGUCAUAAAGUUGAUUUAUUUGGAUCAACACCAUUAGGCAUAUUUAAAAAUCUUGAUAAUGCUGAGAAUCCUAAUCAAGAUAAAUAUGGUAUGCAAAUUUGGGACAAGUUGGAACUGAGGGAAUUAAACAAUUAUGUCAAGCAACCUCCCAUUAAUUCCUUUGAAGAUUUAAUUGAAAAAACUGAAAAGGGAAUUAUAUGGCCUUUUCCAAUUAAUAAUGAAUUAGGUAUGGAAGAGGAAAGCAAUAUUCCCUUUUAUGAACACAUAUUUGUUUAUGAUUAUUUCUUGAAUAAAACUCAGAAUUUACCUGAUUCAAACAUUUUAAAACUAUCCGUAAUAAAACGUUUCAUCGAAUUAGUGUGUGUUGGAUUAAGUAAAAACCCUAACUACACAGUUAAAGAAAAACGUGAGACUAUUGAUUGGUACUUGGAUUAUUUCACAGAAAAGGAGAACAUAAUCCGUACAUCAUACGAAGAUGCACCUAAAGAAAAAAUAUUAAUCUCAUCAUGAUUACAUUUUUUUUCUCCUUGAUCAAUAGAUUCCAAUUUAUUUUAGUUUUAUUUUAAAUAAGAAUAAAGUAUUGAGUAAAUUAACUACAAGUUUAUCUAAGUUGGAUGACCCACCUACCAAUAUCGUUAAUUAUAUCUUAUCGAUUAUAAUUGUAAAUAAUCAUUCUUAUUUUAUAUAUUUAAAUUUUCAAUACUUUGGAUUGCUCUUUGGACACAUUAUACUAGCUAUAAAAAGUAAUAUUUGAGUAAUUUAAAUUUGUUGAUUAUAGUUUAUGUAUAAAAAAAUAUAUUUUUAUUUAGUCAUAAAAUGGUAUUAGUAAUUGUCGUGAUAUCAUGUUAGUGUUUCAAUUAUUUCAAAAAAUUUGGGUUGUUCCUCUGAGGAAUAAGCCACAAAAUUCGAUCAUUUAUAUUUAUUUAUUCUAUUAAUUAAAACAAUCAAUAAUUUUAUUUGCAAAUAAAU